Humulus lupulus (European hop) is the source of this 3486-nucleotide messenger RNA. Its product is annotated as BTB/POZ domain-containing protein At1g04390. Gene Ontology annotation, molecular function: protein binding. Lineage: Eukaryota; Viridiplantae; Streptophyta; Magnoliopsida; Rosales; Cannabaceae. The transcript is spliced from 8 exons. The record is from RefSeq and is a predicted model, not a curated record. Bases 150 to 3191 code for a protein of 1013 amino acids.
CGAACAGGUGAGACAGAGAGAGAGAUUAUUAAAUACAAAGAAGAACAGAGAGACAGAACUCAGGACUAUGGCGGUUGUGUUUUCGUUUGCCGCUAAAAUUGGAGGUUGAUGCAAGACAAUAGCGGAUUAUCCAAAACAUAAACAAGAAUAUGGGAUCUUCCAAACGCGGCCCAGACAACAUGCGCUCUAUCAGCGACCACACUCACACCCUCCAUCAUCGUCUCCACCAAGCUCUCAACUUGGGAACCAGGUCUCAUGAAAAGCAUGAAAGUAAAUGGCAGUGUGCCGAUAUUCAGAUUCAACGACAUGUCGUUCGCUCUAUUUUGGCGUUUCUUGAUUCUCUUUCUAGAGAUUCUUUACACCAUCCACUUAUUAAGGAUUCUAUAGGUGAUGUAGUUGAAGCAUUAGUAUGGAUUCUUGAAUGUAAAAACAUGACCAUAUUGAGCAUGACAGCAAAUGUGACCCUAAAAUUGGUUAGCAUUUUACCUUACUCAAUUCUACAGUCUUAUGUGUUAGAUCUUGUUAGUCCUUUGUCAUCCUUGUUAUCUUACCACCAAACAGACGUUGCUACGUCAUGUGCCAAUGCGCUAAAUAACAUUCUCUCGAAACUGAGUAUUAAGAAUGAAAAGGCAGUUUGGGAUGUUCUCAAGAGAAAAGAAAGUGUACUUCAUGUAAUUAGUAAUAUUCGGUCUUUCUCUAGAGGUACAGAACCUUUUGAACAUUUCCAGCAGAUGGCUUCACUGUUAAGUACAAUACUACAGAGAUGGCCUCUGUCUAGAUUUCCUGUCUGGAGUGAUGCUAUUCUGAUGAGAACCUUAAUGGACAUUCUUGUAAAGCCAGUUUUUUGUGAUAAAGUGGAAGUUUGGAAGUUACUUUCUUCCAUAGCUUUAUGUGGUAGUGGGGCAAUGAAACUUCUGGAAAAUGGAGAGACCCUCUUGAAAAUGGUGGUGCAAUGCAUGGACAUGUCACAACCUCAAUCUGUUCGUAUGGAAGCAUUCAAGCUUUCUCAAUGCUUAGCUAUAAAUGAACAAAGAUUUUUCAAAAUGAUGGACCUAUGUUGUGAGCCUAUUAUUCAAGCCACACUUUCUGAAAUGAGCAAGUGGAGCAAGAAAUCAGGAAAGGUUGCUGGUGAACGGAUAUAUUUGGUAGUAGAGGCAUGUCGCUUGGCUCUAAUAACACGUUGGGGAGGGAAGCAUCAUAUUUAUUUCUGGGAACAUGGGAUCGACAAAGUCCUCAUUGGUCUUCUCCUAGAAAAUUCUCAUAACAAACUGCUUCAAAGUUGUUUGACACUGGAAGAGGAGAUAUCUAUUGCACAGGAGGGUCUUAGCUCUUCUUAUAAUCUUGUUUUGAGGAAUUAUAUAUGGGAUAUUCUUGGAUGGCUUGCUAUACAUUGUGAGGAAGGUUUUAACCCUGAGAUACAUGGAAAUAAUCGCUACAUUGAUGUGCUCAUCACAUUUUCAUGCUCGGCCUUUGUUGAUGCAAUUGAGAAGCGACACAGACUAUGUCAAAGUGAUGCUGCUGAUAUCUUGCGAAGUGAAUCAGCCACUCAGACUGUUUUGAUGAUGAUUAAUUCUCCCUGCAAAUAUAUUGUAUUAAAGGCAACAUUCAGACUGUCUGAAUUACUAAGGCCAAAUGGCAAGGACAUUUUGAAACAUUUGUUAUCUACCCUAGAGUAUGUAUCAUCUAGGAAGAAUUUCGAUAGACUACAGAUCACCAUUUACUUAAUGGCUUUGGCAUGUUAUAUAGGUUUGCAAGAGUCUCGACAAUGGGUUCUUGAAUUUUCAGGGAUGAAUAUACUAUUAGGUUUUGCAAGGUGGUGCUUAAGCAAAAAUAUUGAUUUGGAAAGGGUUAGCUUUGCUCCUUAUUUGCAUAAUGCAUUCCUUGAGAGGGCUUGUUGCUAUGUUUCUUCAGAAGAAUGGGGAGGCAAAGACCGUCUUAUGCUGUAUAGUUUGUGGGGGCUAGCUGAGUUGAUAAAGCAUUCUGGACAAGUGGUAAAUAACCAAGAAAUAUCUUGUGGUAGAAUGAAGUGUAGUGUAGCUGAACUGCUAAACAAUCUUCAGGAGGUUUGUACUAACACAUAUAGUCCUGGAGUUCAGUGGUUUGCUUCUUAUGUUCUUAGUUCUUUUGGAUUGUAUGGUUUUCCGAAUAAAUUGGGCAAAAGAAUUGGCAAGGCACUUAGGGAGAACUAUCACACAGAUAUAAGGCUCAUGCUUGCAAGUGGAGAAUGUUUGAGUGCUCAUGGUGUUAUUCUUGCUGUCCGAUGCCCAUCUUUAUUACCUUUUGAAAAGCUCCAUCGAAGUGACAAAACAGCCUACUCUUCAGUACCAAGCUCUAUGGGAGAAGAUUUUCAAAAAGAAAUUCGAUUAUCUGCUCACGUUGAUCACCAGGCUUUGUUGAAGCUGUUGGACUUUGUAUAUAUGGGAUAUUUACAAGCAGAUGAAGGACAACUGAAAAAGUUGAAAAGACUUGCUAAAUGCAGUAAUCUUCAGCCUCUGCUGCAAAUGCUUUGUAGGAAAUUUCCAAGAUGGGGUAUUCCAUUCCCCACAUCUGAUCUUUCUCCUGCUCUUGGCUCACUUGGACAACAUUUUUCGGAUGUCAUCUUGGAAGCUAAAUCAACUGAAAUGCAAAGCUGGGGUUGUGAUAUUUGCCCUAUUUCGGUGCCACAUAUGCAUGUUCAUAAAGUUAUUUUAUCUGCAAGUUGUGAUUAUCUGCGGGCUUUGUUUAAUUCAGGAAUGCAGGAGAGCCACUCACAAACUAUCAAGGUUCCGAUUAGCUGGGAAGCAAUGGUUAAAUUAGUAGCCUGGUUCUACUCUGAUGAGAUUCCAAAUCCUCCAUCUGGAUGUAUGUGGGAGAAUAUGAGUAUUAAAGAGAAGCUAUAUGAGCUUGAACCAUAUAUCGAACUCUCUUGGCUUGCCGAGUUUUGGGUUUUAGAGAUUGCUCAGGAAGCCUGCUCAAAUGUGAUUGUGUCGCAUCUUGAUUCAUCGAGAGAACUGCCUAUUAAAAUACUCCAAAUCGCAGCCAGUUUCUCUCUGUGGAAGUUGGCUGAGCUCGCAGCAACAUGCGUUGCUCCUUUCUUUCGGCAACUAUGUGAUUCUGGUGAACUUGAAGAUCUGGAUGAGGUCCUAGUUAAUAUGAUACGUUCUGCUUCUGUUCAAUAUUCUCAAGAGGGACAUAUUAAUCAGAUGACUUGAAUAAGUGAGAAUGUUAGAACACUUGUUGAGAACUUGGUUCAAGCAAUUCUAAGUCACAGUUCAUGGGAAGUUUUGAUGGUUCCCAAAAGAGAUAUAGCAAUAGUUUCAAGAUUACAAACUGUCAAAUUGUUUGUUGUGAAUAAUUUUCUCUAGUAAUUUGAUUGAUGUUUCUGCUAUGGAUUUUUUAGGUUGUAUACUAGUCUAAAGAAAGUGAUGCUGAUACAAUUUACUUGUAUGAACAUGUAAAUGAUAUAGUAUGAUUUUUUUAUUGAAAUAUAAUAUUGAUUUUUGAAUC